UUCCAAAGGCGAUACAAUCCAUAGGUAUGUAUGUAUCAUACUCUCCAUUAACAACCUUUCUUCAUCUUUCAUUAAUCUAUCAUCACAACUUCAUCAUUAUCCUCUCUUCAUUAUCAAAUCAUCAAAAUUCCACAGAAAUCGAAUCAUUGCAUGUUGAUUUAGACCACAAGGCAUGGGAAAAGUGCCAAGGUCAAUAGGAAUUCGAGUUCCAUCAGUGAAAUUAGACCUAAUUUCAUCUGAACCACUACAAGAACAGGCAUCCACUUCCGCCCCACCGCCAACAGAAGAAACCGGAGGAGGAUUGGAUAUGGAAAACAACGAUUUCCUUUGCCCUAUAUGCAUGCAGAUAAUUAAUGACGCCUUUUUGACUUCUUGCGGCCACAGUUUCUGCCACAUGUGUAUCAUGCAGCAUCUCCAGACCAAAAACGACUGUCCUUGCUGUUUUCACUAUCUCACUUCAAACCAUCUCUACCCUAAUUUUCUACUCAAUAAGUUAUUGAAAAAAAGUUCUAUAAGAGGGCAAGUACCAAACCCUGCAUCUCCAUUUGAGAAGCUUCAUCUUGCACUACAACAGGGAUGUAAUGUAUCAGUUAAGGAGCUAGAUAGUCUUUUGUCUGUUCUCUUGGACAAGAAAAAGAAAAUGGAGGAAGAAGAUGCUGAGAGUAAUAUGCAAACUCUGCUUUAUUUUUUGCAUUGUCUAUGGAAGAAAAAAAUUGAAGAGCUUAAUCAGAUCCAACAUGAUCUACAAUAUAUUGAGGAAGACAUCAAUGUUGUGGAGGGACGAAAAAUAGAUCCAUACAUGCAGGACGUUUCUCAAUCUGGUCUUGCUAUAGCUAUGAAAAAUACAGUUCAGAAUAAGUUGGGUGACUUGCAAGAGUGUUACUUGCAAAAUCGACGUGAAGAGAGGGACCCUGAGGUCAAAAGGAGAGAGGGUUAUCAUUCAGGACUUGAAGAUUUUUAUGCUGUAUUUACUACGUUUACGCGAUACAGCCGUUUGGAAGUAAUUGCUGAACAUAAGCACUGCGAUAUGUUUCACGCAGCCAAUAUUGUAUCGAGUAUUGAUUUUGAUCGAGAUGAUGAACUGUUUGCCACAGCUGGAGUUUCAAGGCGUAUCAAGAUUUUUGGGUUUUCAUCGGUGGUGAAUGAGCCAACAAGUAAUCAAUAUCCUGUUUUGGAAAUGCCUACAAGAUCGAAACUUAGUUGUUUGAGCUGGAAUAAGUAUACAAACAACCUUAUAGCUAGUAGUGAUUAUGAAGGAAUAGUGACAGUCUGGGAUAUAGCUACAGGCCAGAGUGUGAUAGAGUACGAGGAACAUGAAAAGCGAGCUUGGAGUGUUGAUUUUUCGCGCACAGAACCGGCAAUGAUGGUGUCUGGAAGUGACGAUGGCAAGGUGAAAGUUUGGUCUACUAAACAAGAGGUGAGCAUUAUUAAUAUCGACAUGAAAGCAAAUGUAUGUUCGGUCAAGUAUAACCCAGGGUCUAGCAUGCAUAUCGCGGUUGGUUCGGCUGAUCAUCACAUAUACUAUUAUGACUUGAGGAAUUCCAGACAUCCUAUACAAAUUUUCAGUGGACAUAAAAAAGCAGUUUCUUAUGUGAGAUUCAUGUCUAACAAUGAGAUUGCUUCUGCUUCCACUGAUAGUACUUUGCGAUUGUGGGAUGUAAACGACGACAAACCUGUAAGUAGUCAAUUAUGUCCCUUUCAUAGUGUCUCUAAUGUAAAUAAAAUACCCAUAAUCUUGUUUUUUCUUCAGUUGCGCACAUUUAGGGGUCAUACAAAUGACAGGAAUUUCGUAGGACUAUCGGCCAAUGGAGAAUACAUUGCUUGUGGGAGUGAAACAAACGAAGUUUAUGUCUAUCACAAGGGCAUCCCAAGUCCGGCAGCAUGGCACAGUUUCGAAUGUUCAGAAGACACAGAAAAAGAAGAUGCGGGACCCUAUUUCAUAAGUGCGAUGUGCUGGAAAAGUGACAGCCCGACCAUGUUAUGUGCAAACAGUCGAGGAACUAUUAAAGUUCUAGGACUUGCACCCUGAUUUAAGGUUCAGUUUUUACUUUUUCUAAUGGUGUUGCCAAAACCGAAAAAUAUUUAGUCUUGAAUUGUAAUAUUUAGACUGGAGCAACAUAUAUGGUGCUCAAAUUUUGUUAUUGUCAAAAAUGGGUUAAUGGCAAAAAUCUAUUUUCUAUAAAAAAAA
Molecule: messenger RNA, 2188 nt
Organism: Impatiens glandulifera
Lineage: Eukaryota; Viridiplantae; Streptophyta; Magnoliopsida; Ericales; Balsaminaceae
Product: E3 ubiquitin-protein ligase COP1-like
Exons: 12
Coding region: 173-2029 (618 amino acids)
Biological process (GO): proteasome-mediated ubiquitin-dependent protein catabolic process
Molecular function (GO): protein binding; ubiquitin protein ligase activity
Source: RefSeq, a predicted model, not a curated record